AUGGCCCGCCGGCUCAUGAAGGCCCUGGAGGACCUCUCCCUCCAGUACGAUGACACAGUGCGGAACUCGGAGAAGACGGUCAUCCAGUUCGUCUACGGGGACGACGGCCUCGAUCCGGCCAAGAUGGAAGACCAGAGUGCCCUCUUGGCCUUUGGCGCCGGAGAUCAUUCGCUGGGCGAGCACGGGGAGAAAGGGAAGGGGCCUCCCAGGCGGAAGAAAGCGCGCGCGGGCGCCGACCGGCCCGUGAACUUCCCUCGCCUCCUCCUCCAGACCCUGGCCACGCACAAAGCCCCCCAUGAGCGCCCGCUAUCUCCCCGACAGAUCCAAGCCUUUGCCCAGGCCGCCGUGGAGUCCCCGCCCUUCCAACGCCUGCUGCCGCAGGGCCACAAAUUCUUGGAGGAGAUCGAGGGCUUCGCGGCCGACUUGGCCGAGGCUUUGGAAUCCUUGCUGGUCUUUCUGGGCGCUCCCAAGGACGACAACCUAGAGGACGGUUACAGAGGUCUCUUGGACUUCGAUGUGGACGCAGUGCGGGCCAAAUUGACGGCCUUGACCGCGCUGGAGCGCCGGAACCGGGACGCGGUGGACACCGCUGAGGAGCGACGAGGGAUGGGGACCCCGGCAUUAGGCCAGGCUUGGCGGGAGACAGUGCAGGCGACGGUCUUCAAUCUCGCCCGUAUCACCGAGUCCCAGUUCCGGGUCAUUUUGGAGGAGGCGCUGGGUCGUUAUAACCGCGCGUGCGUCGAGCCUGGGGAGGCAGUGGGAGCCGUGGGGGCCCAAAGCAUCUCGGAGCCGGCCACGCAGAUGACGCUGAAAACCUUCCACUUCGCGGGCGUGGCUUCCAUGAACGUAACGCUGGGGGUACCGCGUCUGAAGGAGAUCAUCAAUGCUUCCAAGGAGAUCUCCACGCCCAUCAUCACCGCCGCCCUUGUGCAGGACAGGUCCGAGACGGCCGCCCGCGUGGCCAAGGCGGCGAUCGAGCGCACCACCAUCGGCCAGGUGGCCCGCCACAUCAAGGAGGUGUAUGCCCCCCACAUGGUCUACGUGGAGAUCCUGCUCGACCAGGAGGCUAUCACCAAGCUCCACCUCCGCGUGGACGCGGCCUCCGUGCGCAUGGCCAUUCUGCGGGGCCCGCACCGAGCGAGCGUGCUCAAGGCGCUGAAGGAGCGGGACGUCCUCUACGACCCCCGGCACCCGGACCGUCUGCGUGUCCUCCCGCCUGAGCUGAAAGAGGGCCGGGCCGGCAAUGCGGUCCCGUCCGAGCGGCGGAUCUACUUCGUUAUCCAGGCCUUGAAGGUCGCUCUCCCGGCGGUGAUGGUGCGAGGCAUCAGCACGGUGAACCGCGCGAUCGUGAACAAGGUGGAGGGGGAGGAGGACCGGUACAACCUGUUGAUCGAGGGCUACGGCCUGGCGGACGUGAUGGGCACUCCCGGCGUCGACGGAAGACAGGCCAAGUCCAACCACAUCAUCGAGGUGGAGCGCGUGCUUGGGAUCGAGGCGGCCCGCGCGGUGGUCGGGACGGAGAUCGAGAACAUCAUGCAGGCCUACGGCAUUCGGAUUGAUACCCGGCACCGCAUGCUCCUAUCGGACGUGAUGACCUUCAAAGGGGAAGUGCUGGGCAUCACCCGCUUCGGCGUGGCCAAGAUGCGAGAGUCCGUGCUGAUGCUGGCCUCCUUCGAGAAGACAACAGACCAUCUCUUCGACGCGGCUGUCCAUGGUCGUACCGACGCCAUCGUCGGAGUCUCCGAGUGCAUCAUUAUGGGGAUCCCCAUUCCCCUGGGCACGGGCCUUUUCAAGCUCUUGCAUGACGUGCCCAAGCCGGGAAUCGCCACGCGGAAGGGUUUACUGGACGAGCGGGUGGAGUGA
Messenger RNA from Nannochloropsis gaditana CCMP526, 1863 nucleotides. RefSeq names its product DNA-directed RNA polymerase subunit A' (gene RPOA2). Gene Ontology annotation, biological process: DNA-templated transcription. Bases 1 to 1863 code for a protein of 620 amino acids. Gene Ontology annotation, molecular function: DNA binding; DNA-directed RNA polymerase activity. The transcript has a single exon. The record is from RefSeq and is a predicted model, not a curated record.